This is a messenger RNA of Prorocentrum cordatum, 426 nucleotides long. The record is from the annotation of a GenBank genome assembly. NCBI's taxonomy places the organism in Eukaryota, Dinophyceae, Prorocentrales, Prorocentraceae.
AUGCCGAGCAGCCUCGGGCUCGCGCUCCUCCCUGGGGAGCCGGGGAGCCGCUUCGUGGCCGGCCCGGGGUCGCGGCGUGGCCCUGGCGGCCCUGGCCCUCGGCAGGCUGCGUGCGUUGGCCGGCGCGCGCUCCCGGCGUCCGGCGCGGCCCGUCGGCUCUGCAGUCGCGCUCGCGUCCGCCAGUGCUACCAGCAGUUUGUUUUUGUUAAUGCAUGUUUUGCCCCCUACAAACAAGCAGCAGUCGGAGCUCGCAUCAAAUUUCAGACCCCACUAGCUUCAGAUGGCUUUUUAGAUGGCGGGCGGGCCUCUGAGAAGCCCUCCUCCCUCCUUGGAGGGCAGAUCACGCUGGCGAAGUCCAGCGUGUGUGGCGCUGCAGUGCCCUUUCCGUGGACAGAGAAGCUGGUGGCCCACAUGGGCUCCAGGUGA